AUGUCUCUCAUCUCCAAGGUUUCUCAAACUGCUUGUGCUUUUGCCCAGUGGUGGUGGCAGGCGGGUACCGAACUCUACCACUACCAAACAAACAAUUUCUUCUCAAACCCAACACAAGCUCAAAACAUACUAUCAUUCUUCCUACUAUUAGCCACCACCAUAACUGUAACACAGUGGUGGCGGCAUUGGUCAAGAAGAAAUGCACCACCACUUCCUCCAGGUCCACUAGGCCUGCCGAUACUUGGCCAUCUCCCUUUCAUCGGCACCGAGCUCCAUCGCAGUUUUGCCAAGUUCGCCGAAACCUAUGGUCCAAUCAUGAAACUCCGACUAGGCAGCAAACUCUGCAUCGUGGUAACAUCAUCAUCGCUAGCAAAAGAGAUCUUCAAAGAUAACGACACCAUAUUCGCCAACCACGAUGUACCGGCAGUGGGGAAUAUUUCAAGUUACGGUGGCGUUAACAUGGUUUGGUCACCAUACGGUGACCAUUGGCGAAUGCUCCGUAAGGUCUGUGUCUCUGAGUUACUAAAUCACAAGAGACUUGAAGCCUUUUAUGGUCUCCGGCGUAGAGAGAUCUGCAACAUGUUAAGACAACUCUAUUCCUAUUCUGGCACUCCAGUCGAUGUAGGGGAAGAGAUGUUUCUCACAACAUUCAAUAUCAUAACAAGUAUGUUGUGGGGUGAUACACUUGAAGGUGAGGAAGGGCGGCGCACCACCGUGGAAGUUCGUGGAAUAAUGGAUAGAGCUGUGAUGCUUUUUGGUGAACCUAAUAUUUCCGAUCUUUUUCCGGCGUUGGCGUGGUUUGAUAUUCAAGGUAUUGGGAGGCGAAUGAAGAAUACGGUUUCUUGGUUCGAUCAGAUGUUGGAUUCAGUCAUAGAUGAACGACUCAAAACAGAUGGAGAACGACGAAAAGUAGAGGAUGAUGUUCGUAAACAAAACAAAGAUUUCUUGCAGGUCUUACUACAUCAGCUCAAUCUUAAGGCAAAGGAAGGAGUCCCUAAUAAGACACCUAGUCUUACCAUCACUCACAUCAAAUCCUUGUUACUGGAUGUGAUGGGAGCUGGGACGAAAUCAACAUCGAGCGUAGUGGAGUGGGCAAUGGCUGAGCUAUUGAAACACCCAAAUAUAAUGACGAAAGCACAAGAAGAGAUAGAAGAGGUAGUUGGGUUGAACAAUAUAGUGGAAGAGUCUCAUUUACCUAAGUUACAUUACUUGCAUGGAGUGGUAAAGGAAGUUCUUCGUCUACAUCCACCUGCUCCUUUCUUGAUUCCUAGAUGUCCAAGUGAAUCUUGCACCAUAGGUGGAUUUAUGGUUCCAAAGGGUUCUAAAGUUAUGGUGAACGCAUGGGCUAUACAAAGAGAUCCAAUUGCUUGGGAAAAUCCCUUGGAGUUUAAGCCUGAGAGGUUCUUGAGAUCAUCUAUUGGUGAUGAUGAAUAUGAUUUUAGUGGUAAAGAUUUUAGAUAUAUUCCAUUUGGAUCUGGAAGAAGGGUUUGUGUUGGAAUUCCUAUGGCUGAAAGAAUGGUACCAUAUCUAUUGGCAUCAAUUUUGCAUUCAUUCAAGUGGGAAUUGCCAAAGGGAGUAGAGCUUGACAUGUCAGAUAAGUUUGGUUUGGAAUUAAAGAAGGCAACACCCCUUGUUGCUAUCCCUUCACCCAAGUUAUCUGACUUCAAACUCUACAAUUAAAUUCCUUGUUGAUGUAAUCUAUAAAUGCAUCAUUUUAUGUAUUCAGGAAAGUU
Molecule: messenger RNA, 1733 nt
Organism: Telopea speciosissima
Lineage: Eukaryota; Viridiplantae; Streptophyta; Magnoliopsida; Proteales; Proteaceae
Product: geraniol 8-hydroxylase-like
Exons: 2
Coding region: 1-1680 (559 amino acids)
Molecular function (GO): oxidoreductase activity, acting on paired donors, with incorporation or reduction of molecular oxygen; heme binding; monooxygenase activity
Source: RefSeq, a predicted model, not a curated record